Messenger RNA from Actinia tenebrosa (Australian red waratah sea anemone), 509 nucleotides. RefSeq names its product ubiquitin-ribosomal protein eL40 fusion protein. The record is from RefSeq and is a predicted model, not a curated record. Gene Ontology annotation, molecular function: protein binding; structural constituent of ribosome. Gene Ontology annotation, cellular component: ribosome. Gene Ontology annotation, biological process: translation. NCBI's taxonomy places the organism in Eukaryota, Metazoa, Cnidaria, Anthozoa, Actiniaria, Actiniidae.
AAAGGUCCGCCCCACAGUUAAGUGGUUCCCUUUCGAACAAGACACGAGGUGGGUAUACUUCUGCUGUCAGCAUGCAGAUCUUCGUGAAGACCCUUACGGGUAAAACUAUCACCCUUGAGGUAGAGCCAAGUGACACUAUAGAAAAUGUCAAGACCAAGAUUCAAGAUAAGGAAGGUAUUCCUCCUGACCAACAGCGAUUGAUCUUUGCCGGAAAGCAACUUGAAGAUGGACGCACGCUAUCUGACUACAACAUCCAGAAAGAAUCAACACUCCAUCUUGUGCUUCGUCUGCGUGGUGGUGUUAUUGAACCAAGCUUACGUAUCUUGGCCCAGAAGUACAACUGUGAAAAGAUGAUUUGCAGAAAGUGCUAUGCCCGCCUCCAUCCCCGUGCUACCAAUUGCAGAAAGAAGAAAUGUGGACACAGCAACAACCUGCGACCCAAGAAGAAGCUGAAGUAGAUUGUUAAUCUGUCAUUGCAAUUGAUAAUCAUUAAAGCAUAUUGGCUGUAA